Molecule: messenger RNA, 2026 nt
Organism: Caenorhabditis angaria
Lineage: Eukaryota; Metazoa; Nematoda; Chromadorea; Rhabditida; Rhabditidae
Source: the annotation of a GenBank genome assembly
AUGUCAAAAAAUGACUCAUUUGUUGAAAAGAUCAGCCAGCAAUUGGAUGAAUCUCAAUUAAAAUCCAAAGAUUUUUCGGAUUUUUGUAAACAUUGUGAGUUUUUUUUCAUCAUUUUUCAUAAAAAAAAGAGAGAAAUUAUAUAAACAAAAUUUUCAGAUGCUGCACUAUCUGCAGAAGCGGAACAAAAAGCAAAUGUGAGAAAUCAAAAUGAUGAGGGAAGUCGGUUACAAGAUGAAAUUGCACAAUUGUAUAUUGACAAGGGGAAAAAUGAUCAGAUGUUGAUUGAUGCGAACACGCGGAAUUUGAGGAUGGAAGAGAAAAUGGAGGAUUUCAGUCAUUUUUUGAAACAAAUGGAUGAGAAUUAUAAAAAGAAAUGUGCAAAGUAUGCUCAAUUAGAAGUGGAAUUUAAACGGAUGAAAAGUGAUCAUUCAGAUAACAAAGAUGAAAGAUUAGCAUUUAACGUAAGUUUGAAUAUUAUAAAAUUGAAGGGAGGUCAGGUAAAAACCUAUCUCACAGAGACAUACAUUCAGGUAAUCCUGGAAUUAAAAUGCCAAAAACCUAGCUGAAACUUUUUAGAUUUAUUUCGUUUCUGAUCUAUCCCCUUCCCCAACAUUAAUGUUAAAAACCUUGAACUCAACUGAUUUCAGACAAAUGUUGCACUUCUACGCGACCAAAUCCAAAAACUGGAGGAUGAACGGAUCCAGCUUAUGAAUAAAAUACGGCAAUUGAAUGAGCAAAAAAACGAGAUCCAAAAUGCGGAAACACAAUUAGAAGAGCGACGGGCAAGCUUGAUGGCAAAGGAUAGAGCUAAUUCUCAAAGUAUUGUACGCAAAGAUCAAGAGAUGACGAAAUUGGCUGCUCCCGAAAAAGAGAUCAAAUCCGAUUUAUUUUUAGCCGACACCAUUCCAACUAUCAAAAUGUUCAAUAUCGUAUGUUUUUAAUUUCAUUUGAAAAACACAGGAACGACUCAUCAAAUUAAUGAUUUAUUUCAGAAAAUUGAUGAUGGAGAAGUCAAUGACGUCAAAUGGAUUUCACAAGACACCUUUGCAACAGGAGGAUCUGAUAGAUGUGUGAAACUAUGGAAAACUACCGAUGAUGAACCAUUGAAACUGUGAGUUUUGAAAAAAGUUUCAAAAUUUUCGAAAUGAAAUGUUUUUUUUAAGAAAUUCGCUAACUGGGAGUAGCGCUUCGAUUACACAAUUGGAUUUUGACCCACAGCGAAGAAACUUGCUGGCUUCAUCAAAUGAUAAAAAUUUGCUUUUAUAUAAUAUGGACUUGUUGAGGCUGACGGUUAGUUUUUUAUUGAAGUUUUGUCAUCUUCAUCUUAUAAAAACAAUCUUAAUUCAGGCAACUCUCUCUGGACACAGUGAUUCUGUAACAUGUACCAAGUUUUAUUCAACUAAUGGUGCUAUUUCUGGAAGUGCAGAUAGAAUUCUAAAAAUUUGGGAUCUCGCAUCCCAACGAUGUACCCGCUCUUUCUACCCGAUCUCAAAAAUUCUUGAUCUCGAAACUCGUUUCGCCACAAGUCCUGCUAUAUUUGCAUCAGCUCAUCAUGACAAAAAUGUUCGAAUUUGGGAUGGAAGAUCAAGCGAACCUGCACAAUCAGUUGUUUUGGGAGGACGUGUCACCUCACUUUUUAUGUCAAAAACUGGGCAAGAAAUGUUGUGCUCGACUAGGGAUGAUACGCUGUCAUUGAUUGAUAUUCGAACUUUUGGUAUUGUACAUAAUUAUAGUUUUGAGAAUUAUCAUACAAGUUCGGAUUAUUCAAGAUGUGUCAUUUCACCAGGUGGUGAUUAUGUUGCUGCUGGGUGAGUAAAAAAGAUUUUGAAAAAGACCAUUAAAAAAAUAUUUGUUUUUUCCAGUGGCUCCAAUGGCGCUGUGGUCAUAUGGAAUAAAAUGACAGCCCGUAUCGAAAAAGUUCUCCAGUCAGAAUCAGAAAGCACAGUUCUCUCAAUUGCUUGGAAUCCAACUGGACAAGGGCUCCUUUCCGCGUUUCGCCAGAAAAACGUGGCUUGUUAUAAAUAA